ACAACGAUGAUGUUGUCUCGGGCCCCCACACCACCACCGAUGGAAUUUUUGUGUCCAAUGGCCGAAAGCUGGUGCUAUACCCAAGUGAAAGUGAUAAAGUUUUCGUACAUAUGGACGAUAAAUAAUUUUAGCUUCUGUCGAGAAGAGAUGGGCGAGGUCCUAAAAAGUUCCACAUUCUCCGCCGGGGUCAGCGAUAAAUUAAAAUGGUGUUUACGUGUAAAUCCAAAAGGACUGGAUGAGGAGAGUAAGGAUUAUUUAUCCUUGUACCUGCUGCUUGUUGCGUGCAACAAAUCGGAAGUCAGGGCCAAGUUUAAAUUCUCCAUUCUAAAUUCUAAGAGGGAAGAGACCAAGGCUAUGGAGAGCCAAAGGGCAUACAGGUUUGUCCAGGGCAAAGAUUGGGGUUUCAAGAAGUUUAUAAGAAGAGAUUUCUUGAUGGAUGAGUCUAAUGGACUGCUGCCAGAUGAUAAAUUAACUAUCUUUUGUGAGGUCAGUGUAGUCGGUGACACGGUUAAUUUGACUGGCCAAUCAAGUUUGAACCCUGUAAAAGUACCCUCGUGUCAGCUGAGCGACGACAUGGGCCAGCUGUUUGAAAGGUCAAACUUUAGCGACUUCACACUCUGUGUCGGGGAGAGGAUGUUUCACGUUCAUAAAGCUAUUCUUGCUGCUCGGUCGGCUGUCUUCAACGCCAUGUUUGAACACGAGAUGAAAGAACGGAAGCAGAACAAAGUGGAUGUCCCGGACGUUGACCCCGAGGCAAUGGCCGAGUUACUGAGGUACAUCUACACCGGCAAAGCCCCCAAUCUCAACAAGAUGGCCGACUAUCUUCUGGCCGUUGCCGAUAAAUACGCCCUGGACAGAUUGAAAGUGAUGUGUGAGGAGGCACUAUGCAAUUCGCUGACAGUCGAGACUGUGUCAGACGUCUUCGUACUGGCGGAUCUACACAGCGCCGAUCAACUAAAAACACACGCUAUCGACUUUAUAAAUAGCCACGCGACAGAUGUAAUGGAUACGAAUGGCUGGAAGGAGAUGGUCGUCAACCACCCCCACCUCGUCGCCGAGGCAUUCAGGGCCCUCGCCUCUCAACAAAGCCCGCCCCCAGAAAGACCAAAGAAGAGAGUCAAAAUCACGUGAUUGGCUGAUUUGAUUGAUU
Messenger RNA from Helobdella robusta, 1150 nucleotides. RefSeq lists its product as hypothetical. Gene Ontology annotation, cellular component: cytoplasm; nucleus. The record is from RefSeq and is a predicted model, not a curated record. Gene Ontology annotation, molecular function: ubiquitin protein ligase binding. The transcript is spliced from 8 exons. Gene Ontology annotation, biological process: regulation of proteolysis; proteasome-mediated ubiquitin-dependent protein catabolic process. Lineage: Eukaryota; Metazoa; Annelida; Clitellata; Rhynchobdellida; Glossiphoniidae. Bases 7 to 1131 code for a protein of 374 amino acids.